Pangasianodon hypophthalmus (striped catfish) is the source of this 5845-nucleotide messenger RNA. It is a transcript of the gene msx2a, whose product is annotated as muscle segment homeobox 2a. Gene Ontology annotation, biological process: regulation of transcription by RNA polymerase II; embryonic morphogenesis. The record is from RefSeq and is a predicted model, not a curated record. Gene Ontology annotation, molecular function: RNA polymerase II transcription regulatory region sequence-specific DNA binding; DNA-binding transcription factor activity, RNA polymerase II-specific. Gene Ontology annotation, cellular component: nucleus. Lineage: Eukaryota; Metazoa; Chordata; Actinopteri; Siluriformes; Pangasiidae. The transcript has 2 exons. The coding region runs from base 194 to 898 and encodes 234 amino acids.
UUUUUUCUUGGCUGGGCGGUGACGGUGACUGCCUCCAACUUUGCUCCGGGAUGCUCUUCAAACGCUGAGAACUUUGAGCGGAGUGGAGGAGAACCUGGCAGUCACGGAAGCACUGAGGUUUAUUAUUAACAUUUUUAUUUAUUUUAUUUUUUUAGUUGUUUGAGGCGCGCGCUUGUUUUUCCGAGGUCGACGCAUGAGGCAAGGUAUGAGCACGGAGCUCCGCGAAGACGCCGCGUGCUCGGCUCAGCGCGCUCCGAGCCUGCCGUUCAGCGUGGACGCGCUCAUGGCUCGCGCAGGAAGCAGGGCUCCCGCCGAAACGCCUCGCUACGGCACCGGGCGCUCGACGCUCCUCUACGGGCCGCCUGCGCCAGACGACUGCGUCCCGUCGUCGCCCGUCAAGUCGGAAGCGUCGGAUCGCGACGAGGCGGCCUGGUCCAAGUCGGCGUGCUCACCACAGCCACGACACUUGGGUCCGAACUCAUGUUCUCUCAGAAAGCACAAGACGAAUCGUAAGCCUCGCACUCCAUUCACGACGGCUCAGCUCCUGGCACUAGAGCGCAAGUUCCGUCAGAAGCAGUACCUCUCCAUUGCUGAGCGUGCCGAGUUCUCCAGCUCUCUCUGCCUGACUGAAACACAAGUAAAGAUCUGGUUCCAGAACAGACGGGCCAAAGCCAAGCGACUGCAGGAAGCCGAGAUGGAGAAGCUCAAAAUGGCGGCCAAGCCCUCGGUGCAAUCGGGCCUCUCUUUCCCGUUUCCUCUCAGCAGUCAGCCACAGGGAGCAGCAGCGCUCCUCUAUGGACAAUCAGGACACUUUCCUUUCCGCAGAUACAUGCUCCCUAUGCCUCCACUUGGGAUUUACUCCACGCCUUUGGCCUAUAGUAUGUAUCAUUUGUCCUGAAAGGCAGUAUGGAUUUUUUUUUCAUCCAAACUGAAGACUGUUUGUUGGUGACUAAACAUCUUUGCCCAGUGGGCUGAUAUGUAAUCUACAAAGUGUGUCAAGUGGCCAAAACAACAAAAAAGGCUAAAAGUCUGUGUGUAAUUUUUGACAUAGUAGUAGCUUUCUAAAAGUUUUGAAACAGAUGUCAAGAUCCCCACAAAAACAAAGCAAAAAUAAAAAUAAAAAAUCCUUACAGGCCACAGCUUGGGGAGGCUGUGUCUAAAUGCACCUUAUAAAGACUAUGCAGGUUCAGAUGCUGGAUAUACUGAACUACUUAACUGAACUUGGUAGGUUGAAGACUAAAAUUUAACAAUGUCAUUUUUAUGUUUUAGGGUCAAUUCAAAAGUGUGAAAGAAACCUGGCCUCUUCGUAUCAGACAUACAGAACUGUCGCGUAGGAAAUCAGUAUUUUAUAGAGGACAAAUUUCAAAUCAAAACAAUCAUCAAGUGCUAUUUUGUACUUUCUUCUCAGUCAGAGGAAAUGCUGACUUAAAUUUACAAAACCAAAUGUUGAUUACACAAGCUCUAUAUAGCCUUUCAUGACUUUGUGUAGUGGUCACAUAAUUAUAUUUAUAUGAGGAACAAAUGUACCAUAAUAUGUUUUUAUAAUAAUGUUGUUGCUUUUCAUUAAAUGUAACUUUCAGAUGAAACUUGGUGUGGUAACAUGGAUUAGUAGAUGAUGACACAAGCUAAUACAGGCCAAUAUAAGGGAAAAGAUAGGGACGAAAAAAAAAUACUAACCUAACACCUUUAUGGAAAACUGCAUUGUAAUUACAAAUUAUUUGAUUGGGGUUGAUGAUGCAGUAUUUGAGAAUGUGAGAUAAGCUCGACCCCAAAGGCUGCAGGGUUGCUAAUGCUUUUUAAAUUGAGCUGCUGAAAAGAGGCUUUUAGGCAUUCAUGCUCAUAAUCUUUUGAAAUGUUGAGGUUGAUCUGUAUGGCUCUCUUUUUUCGUCCUGGUGGUCUUGGGAAAAGUUAAUUAAAUGGUGUCAUUACAUGACGCACUGAAACACUGAGGCUCUCCCAAAGCUAUUCAAGCUGGUUAAACUCCCUCUGUGUAUAAGCACAGGAAUGUGGCUCCCUUUUGAGUUUGACACGUUUAACUUUUCCAUCUAUUGUCAACACUAUAGCACCAAUUUACUGUCUACACCCUGUCCUACACCCUGGCUGUUAUUAAGUGCAAAGUAAAACUAAUAGUAUAAUAGCAGCUUUGUAUUCAAAUUAGUCAAGGCUGUACCAGGGCAUGUAGGCAAAUUUCAAGAGGUAUUUAGGUUCAGUUGUUAUGUUUUUGCAUGUAUUUUGGGAGUGCCCUCUUAAUUCCUGGCAGUAGGGGUGUGAUAAUAUAUUUCUAAGCAACUUGUAAUUGUCGUGUUUUUGAACACCCUGUAUUAACGUUUUUUGGUUAAAGCUAAAGAAAUAAGUUCAAGUUAAAUACCCUAAAAUUAGAAAAUCCCUAAGAUGAAUAGAGAAAUGUUUAGGGUCCCUGGAGGAGGAGUAGUAGCUCACCGCCAUAGCCUGGGUUCGAUUCCCGGCCAGGGAACCAACCCCGCACACGACAGCGCACUCCCAGUGCUGGUCCCAAGCCUGGAUAAAAUUGGGCAGGGUUGCGUCAGGAAGGGCAUCCGGCGUAAAAACUGUGCCAAAUAAAAAAUGGGGACCAAUGAUCUGCUGUGGCGACCCCUAACAGGAGCAACCGAAAGAAUAACAACAACAAACAGAGAAAUGUUUGUGACUUUAUAUAUAUUAUUUAUGUCACUCUAAUUAGGCACUUUGUAACAUACAACUAUUCUAGCCUUAUAGUAACUUACAGUCUUACAGUAACUGCUUGACCAAACAAGUGCCUUCAAUAAAGCAUGCUUUUAGAAUCCCAUUACAGUCUGAGAGUGGACUGUAAGUACAAAGAUUUGGGUAUUUGAUGGAACACUUGUUUUCUUUUCCUGUUUUAACUGCUAAUCCUAGGUAAACUGUAAUUAUAUGUGGAAAAAAAUGACCAUGAUAGUGUGUAAAUGUGUACAAGUUAAGCUGUAAAUUUUAUAGAUGUCUAACACCUUUGCCAUUCAUCACAGUGCUUGCCUUGUUCAGUCUCUUAACAUUUACUGUGACUGUCACUUCUUUAAACUAUAAGCAGAAAGCUUGUACAUGGUGCAUCACUGCUCCUUUAGUAAAUGUCUGGGGUCCCUUAAAAAAAAAACCUUUGUCUUAACACAAAGCACUUCCAGUAAUCAAGCUUGCUUUCCACAGCUUUUGACAUUCUGGACUGUCAGAAUGGGAAAAUAUGUCUUAUUUCUACUCCAUCAUGCAUUUAGGGUCCUAAAGAAAAGCUUGUUCACUUUCACUAACCACUUUAUCCUGGCUAUGGAUGUGGUGGAUCCAGAACCUAUUCGGGAUCACCGAACAUGAGGCAGGAAUACUCCCUGGAUGGGAUACCAGUCAUACACUCAUUCACACCUAGGGAUGAUUAAUCAUAGCCGUUCCUGCUACCAGAAUGUAUGUGAGAGGAAACCAGAUAAGCCAUAGGAAACCCUCAUGCAUAGGGGGAGAAGAUGCUCAGAAACUCCACUCAGACAGCUCAGGAUCAAACCAGGUACCCUGGAGCUGUGAGGCAGCAACACUACGCAUUGAGCAACCAUGCCAUCCCCUAAGGCACAGCAUCCCAGCCCUGUUCCUGGAGUACUCCCUGUCCUGCACAUUUUAGUUUUUUAGCUGCUCCCAGCACAUCUGAUUCAUCUGAUCAGCUAAUUAACAGCCUUUCCUGAGUUGAAGUGGGUGUGUUAAAGCAGGGAAAAUGCUAAAAUGUGCAGAACAGGGGGUACUCCAGGACCAGGGUUGGGAACCGGUGCCUUAAGGAAAGCUCUAGUCUACAAAGUGAACACUGGUGCUUGUUCUUCGCAGGUCCUUGGCUCUAAACUCUUAUAUCUUCUCUCUGCCAAAGCUUUCCAGAUCUGGGAUUUGACUUAUCAGCCUUAUGAUCUUAAAUGCUGUGCUCCAUGUCAACCAGACCCUUACUUAAUUGUGCUUGACCUCCAAUUUUAGUUUAACCGCUGUGAAAUCAUGUGUAUGUACUGUGCUCAGUGAUAAGGACCAGAACACAUUUUGAGAUUGGCCUUCACUCUCUCACUUAACUGUGGGAUUUACUGGCUCUAUCUGACUGCCUCUCUGUCCUGUGGAGCCAUGUUACAAUUACGAGCGAUUUCACAGUCCAUUUCCUUCCCUUUGUUUUGAAAACAAUCUCUGGCAUUAGUUUGAUAGCAGAAUGUUUUCGAGGUGCAAAAUUGCCUUUCGGCUCCAGAGAUUAGGUUCACUCCUUUGGGUUGAAAAUCCACGAUUUCUGUGCCAAGUUUGCUUGACUGCUCACUCUACUUAGUGCUAAGCUUUGAAAUGGUUCAAACCUGGGAGGUCCACAAAGGUGGCAAGAUACUUUAUGCUAAUCCAGAUAUAGGCCUUUAAUGCGCACAAAUUACAGAUGAUUUCAGGCUUGUGAGCCUAUUUAUGGUUAAACUAGUCUGAGUUUGUGUUCAAAAGGCAAAGUUUCCAAGCAUCAAAAGAAUAAAAACCAGCUAUUAGUAAAUAGGCAUGCUUCCUGUGAUGCUAAAUAAAUUUUUCCCAAAUACCUAAGUUCAGUUUGGUAUAUUAACAGCAGUUUCCUAUUUGUUUUUUUUAUUUCUUCAGAAUUUCCUAAAUAUACAAAUGGGUGGCAAAUUAAAGAAGCAUAAAAGUGUGUUAGGAAGGUGUUGGGCCACCAGAAGAGCUUCAGUGCACCUUGAUAUUGAUUCUGCAAGUCUCUGCAGUUCUUCCAAAACAUAUUCCCUCAGUUGGUGUUUUGAUGAUGGUUGUGAGGAGCACUUGUCUAAAAUCUCCCAUAGGUGUUAAACUGGGCUGAGUUGGGCUGGUGACAAUGAAGUGUCCUUACGGGAUAAAGGUGAUCAGUCAGAAGAACUUUGUAAUGAUUUGUAUUGAGGGGAAAACUGAAUGCAAAUCAUGCCAGCAAAAUAAAUACUGCUCACAGCAUAAUUGAGUCAUCGGUUUCAUUUAUCACGUGUACAUUUUUGGCCAUAUAGUCAAGAGCGCCAUCUACAGCAGCCUGCAUUUACAAUCCACAGCCUAGAUCAGGUGCUCAGAUAUGCCUUUAUAGUGCUGUUUUCAUGAUGGUCUAUGUAUACACACAUUCUUAUAAAUGUACCUUUUUUUUUCAAAUGUAGUGUAUAUUAUAAUCUUACAAAUUUGCUUAGGAACACCAAUGAGAGGAAUUUCAGUCAGGUGGUUGAUAAAUGCGGGCUGCUCUAGGUGGUGCUCUUGGUUAAGUCUUGUUCCAAUGCAGUGUGUGUGAAAGGAUGUAAGUGAAUCUGUAAAACCCCAUAACAGACAUAGCAUGUCUGUAGGUGAUACAAUAGAGUUUGGUGAAUUCCCUCCAGAAACUAUUUUUUUCUUCAUGUUUAUGAACCAGCUCAACAGUUACAGUAAUUUUCUACUUUUGUGAGCUUUCACAUUUCCAUGUGUCCAUACUGAAUGUGUUUUGAAGAUGUUGUUAACCUUUAUUACGUUAUCUGAUAUUAUGUGUGUUUUCACAACCUGCAUGUGCUUAUAUGACCAUUUUUGCCUGUUUUCCUGUAGGAUGGUGUCUGCCUUAUUGGUGUGUGUGUGUGUGUGUGUGUGUGUAUAAAUAUAUAACUGUUAACACCCUGAUUAUUUUCCACAAUUCUCAUGGUAUGUUAUUCACCUUAUACCACAGUAAUUUGUCAGCAAUUACAAUUCUUUUAAUUAUAUUCUUUUAUAGUUACAUUGACCCGUUAUCACUUACAUAUAGCAGCAAUGACAAAGCCCUGACAUAUAAGUUGAAUACAUAUAACAAUAUAGCAUGUUUAUUUAGUUGUUUAUUGCGGUAGUAACCUGAAUAAAAAAUUAACACACUGCC